Molecule: messenger RNA, 1206 nt
Organism: Malania oleifera
Lineage: Eukaryota; Viridiplantae; Streptophyta; Magnoliopsida; Santalales; Ximeniaceae
Product: tyrosine-protein phosphatase DSP3-like
Exons: 5
Coding region: 234-836 (200 amino acids)
Biological process (GO): protein dephosphorylation
Cellular component (GO): cytoplasm
Molecular function (GO): phosphatase activity
Source: RefSeq, a predicted model, not a curated record
CUCUCUGCACGCAAAAAGCGAAGAAGGAUCCUAACGAACAACGACGUCGCUUCCCUUCUUUAUAAAACUCUCUCUCUUGUUUGUCGGUCUCGUGAUUUUUCAAACUGCGUUUUUUUCUGUGUGUAUAAAUCUUGGAGAUGGCGGGCAUGGCGAUGAGCGCUUUCGUUUUGUAGCUCUGCUUGUUUGUGGGCCCUUUUGUUGAGUAGUGGUUCCAAGGCGCGAGGAGAGAAGCAAUGUGUGUGAUUCUGGAAGGCGAAGGCAACGACGCCGCUUUGGUCCCGCCCCCCAACUUCUCCAUGGUCGAAGAAGGCAUCUAUCGAUCGGCAUUCCCUCAACCCCCCAAUUUCUCCUUUCUUCGAACCCUGAACCUCCGAUCCGUCGUGUGCUUGUGUACUGAGCCGUAUCCGGAGGAAAAUUUGGAAUUUUUUCGUUUGCAGAAUAUUCGGCUCUUUCAGUUUGGAAUUGAAGGAAAGAAGGAGUCUUCUGUGUCUAUCCCCAGGGAUGUCAUUAAGGAGGCUUUGAAAGUCUUGAUUGAUGUCAGAAAUCAUCCUGUUUUGAUCCAUUGCAAACGUGGAAAGCACCGAACUGGCUGUCUUGUUGGCUGCUUGAGAAAGUUGCAGAAUUGGUGUUUGGCUUCCAUCUUUGAGGAGUAUCAGCGUUUUGCCGGUGCAAAAUCCAGGACUACUGAUUUGAGGUUCAUAGAGACGUUUGAUGUCCUGCCUCUGAGGCAGUGUCUUUACAGCAUUAUCUACCAGUACCAAGGAUAUGGUCCAAACAAGAGGCGCUUGCUUUACAGAGAAGAGCAUUUACACAAGCCUCAGAUAAAAUCAAUAUAGCUAGCAGCAAUUGGAGGAUCCUUUUUUUUCUGGUUAUGGUCGUCUUAAGCAGAUAGUUGGACACAAUAUCUACACAUUACAUUUCAUACCUUUCUUCUUUUGUUGGUUUUCAUCACUCUUAUAUGGCUUCUUUCGAUACAACUUUCUUGCUAUUUUCUUUUUCGUUAUUUUGGUUUGAACUUCACUCCAUCAGGAGAGUGGCUAAGAGCCCUGGUCCAAUCUUCUGUAAGCAUAUAUAUAUAUAUAUAUAUAUACACACACACAGGAAACUGCUUUACAACUCUCUCUCUCUUUAUUGCUAUGUUCUUCACUUUGUAGAUAAAGAAAGUGCAUGAAAAUGAUUUCUUAGGCAGAACAGAGACUGCUUGCA